Molecule: messenger RNA, 1162 nt
Organism: Megalops cyprinoides (Indo-Pacific tarpon)
Lineage: Eukaryota; Metazoa; Chordata; Actinopteri; Elopiformes; Megalopidae
Product: hepatitis A virus cellular receptor 1 homolog
Exons: 11
Coding region: 7-1104 (365 amino acids)
Source: RefSeq, a predicted model, not a curated record
UUCACAAUGCACACGCAUAACAGCUACAUCUCUUUGAGCUGGCUCCUCUUAUACCUGCUCCCAGUCAGUGAGUCCUCCCCAGUGACAGUGCAUGGCUAUAUCGGGCAGAGUGUUACUCUGCCAUGCAGAUACAAUGCACGUUACUACGGCCCUCUGCACAUGUGCUGGGGGAGAGGAUACAUUCCUUCCAGUGGCUGUAACAAUGAGUUCCUUUCAACCGAUGGCAUUAGAGUGACCUACAGAAAGUCAAGCAAGUAUCAGCUGCUGGGUAAUCUGAGGACAGGAGAUGUCUCUCUGACCAUCCUCAACGCUCAGAAAGGAGAUUAUGGGAUAUAUGGAUGUCGAGUGCAUAUACCGGGAUGGUUUAAUGACCAGAAGAUUAUAGUCAACCUCUUCCUGGAGGAGGCACCUGUUACAACGACAGAAACACCCGACUUCCCCGAGCAAGAGACCACAACCAGUCUCGCAUUCGAACUGCCUGAAACAACCUAUGCAACCAAUGCAUUUGCUGAUGAGACAACUGUGACCACACACAUUACUACACAAGAACUGCCUGAAACAACCUAUGCAUUUGCUGAUGAGACAACUGUGACUGCAGACAUUACUACACAAGAACCUUUAAUCACAGAGCAACCUGUGCCGUUCCCCCAACCAACAGAUCCAGAGGACAUGUGGAAACUGUUCACAGACAGUCACACAGAAGUGCCUAUUGGAACAGCAGAGUCACUGAAAUCAACUCCCAUGCCAAUGGAUCCAGAGACCACAUGGAUCUCGAGAACAGACACCAGCACGCAAGAGACACUUGGGUCAUCAUCCUGGUCUACUGACAUGGAAGCUACCACAGAAAAUCAAGGUACAGACUCCUCUCCCCUUUCAGACAGCUUGGAUUGCUGGCCAGCAUGUCCCACAUCUAUACCUCAAAGCCCCAACUCCACGAGUGAAACUGAGAUAGAUGAUUUUGAUGACUUCAUGAGAAUGACUGAUAAGGACGGUCUUCUCCAGUCUGGGAUAGCUCUAGCUUCAGUCCUGCUGGUGGUGGUUCUUCUGCUUGUGUCUGUCCAUUUCAUGCGAAAGCAAUGCAGAAGAAGCCAGUUCAAAUUGUAAGUAUUACCUGACUUGAUAACAUUGAGUGUUUGAAUAAUUCUCACCCGUGGGAGAAACC